UUUAAAGAAGCAUUAAAAUUACCAAGAGGUUGUCAAGUGAAAGAUGUUCAUUCACAAACAAAAAAUCAAAUACAUUUGGAAGGAGCAAAUACUAUUAUAAAAUGUGGUUAUGAUAUUUCCAUUGGCCUAAAUGCAACGCCUGUCAUUUGGAUUAAAACAAAAAUAAAGUUUAUAGAUUUCAAAAAAAGCCAAGCCAUGGGAGAAUUAUUUUUGAUUGAUAAACUUCAUCCAACACAUUCAAUGACUGUUCUUACUGAUAUCAAAAAGUUGAUUACUCACACAACAGUUUCUGUACCUUCUCUUCUUAAGAAAAUAAAAAUUUUCAAACGUAUUGAAAUAAAUGAAGAUAGAAUGUCAGAAAUUAUCGAUAAUUUAUCUGAACAAGAAUUAUUCAAUAUGGAUAUUCGCAAUAGAUUAAGAUUGUUAAGAGAUUAUGUUAGAUUAGCUGAAUAG
Funneliformis mosseae is the source of this 453-nucleotide messenger RNA. NCBI's taxonomy places the organism in Eukaryota, Fungi, Glomeromycota, Glomeromycetes, Glomerales, Glomeraceae. The record is from the annotation of a GenBank genome assembly.